Messenger RNA from Linum trigynum, 2575 nucleotides. Lineage: Eukaryota; Viridiplantae; Streptophyta; Magnoliopsida; Malpighiales; Linaceae. The record is from the annotation of a GenBank genome assembly.
AAUAUUUAAAUCCAUUGGUGGUACUUCAGUUUACUGAAACCGUUCAUGUUUGGUCACUCUCCGUCCAACUCCGUUAACUUUUGCUUACGUGGCAGUCAACUCUAAAAAUUGACCGUUAAAUGUGUGACGUGGCAAUUAAAAAAUAAUAAAAAUUUAUAAGAUCACUUUUUUUUAUUUUCCACCUCAAUUAUAACUAUUAAGAAAAAUAAAAAAGUCAUUUCACCUUCUCCAAUCACUGCCUCACCACCACCUCCUUCCCCGGCAGCUACCUCAAAGCCAACCUCCUCACAUUCGCUGAUACCCAGCAAUCCAAAAAUUCAAGUACACAAUAACCUCAGACCCACUCAACAUCAAAGCCUCAUGGGUCGUUUGCGAUGUCUGCACCUACCGCAGCUUCUUCUGCGACAGCCCGCUCGACAAUGCCUCGGCCACCGCCGCAUCAAUCGACUUCAACGGCUUCGGCCUCUCCGCCCUUUCUUCCACGCAGGGUCAGAGGCCACCAAAGGGAAGAUGAAUCCGACUUCCGACUUUCGCUCCCCUCGCGAUUGAGACGGUCACGACGCACAUACAACCUCGAUUGCCGAUUUGCCGCCGUCCAUUACGUUUACCCUUAAUUAUCUCGUGGGCAAAUGAGUGAGCGGCGCUGAGAUUUCUCGGGCGAAGGAAUGAGCGGUGACCUCUAGGGAUUUGAAAGCGUUGGUGGCGAUCUCGGGAGCGAAGGAAUGAGCGACAGAGUGAUCUCACGAGCAAAGGAGUGAGUGGCGAUGGGUAGAGAUUUGGAAGAGUGGCGGCGAUCUUGCCGGAGAAAGAGUGCACGGCGACUGCGAGCAGAGAGGAGAGAGAGAGAGCUGUAUCAGAGGGACUUGUUCAGUCUUCACCGGCUAGGGAACGCGGUGACAAGAAGAGAGAUCGAGAGUCGCCGGUGGGGGAAAAUGUACGGAUGGACGACUAAGGCUUGUGAGAUUAUAAAAAAUUAAAUUUUUAUCUUUUAAUAGUUGGAAAUUAGGUGGAAAACUUAAGAAAUUAAAUUUUAUUUAUUUUAUUAUUUUUUAAUUGUCACGUCACACAUUUAACGGUCAACUUUUAGAGUUGACUGCCACGUAAGCAAAAGUUAGCAGAGUUGGACGGAGAGUGACCAAACGUGAACGGUUUCAGUAAACUGAAGUACCACCAAUGGAUUUAAAUAUUUCGAGUGACCAAACUUGAACGGUUUUUAUAAUCUCAGUGACCAAUCAUGCAAUUAACCCGCGAAGGAUUGAACGCCACCAAUGGGGAGACCACCCACUGCCCAACAAUUAUUUUAUAUUGGGAUUUUUAUUGAAUUGGGGCAUAAAAUAAUUAAAAUCAAAAUUAGAAGUAUUUAUGAGUAAAUGAGAGGUAAUUUAGUCAUUUCACCGGCCCUUUAACGAUUACUUAACAGAUAAUUGGAUGAAAAGGUAAACUUGUUACGUUUUAAUAUUAGAAGGGUACAUUUGUGCAAAAUUUUAGUAGAGGGGUAUGUUUGUUAAUUUAAGAUAGUAUAGGAGUACAAAAUACUAUUAACCCUUUUUACAAAUGAAAAUCAUUCGGACUAGAAUUUCUACGCUAAAUUUAGAGUAGUGGUAUGGAUAUGUUCAUCUAGACCAUUUUCCUAGUUACACAAAAAUUAUCCAGGGACGGCGCCAGGAAUAUUAUAGAGCACCUCCAUCCAUGCAAUUGCAAAAGAAAUUGCAUUUGUGUUUUUUAUUGUCAACUCAAAUUUUUUGCAAUCCACAUCACAUUCAUUUCAUUCACCUACAUCAAUGCAAUUAACUUGCAAUUGCAAAUGUAAUUAAAUAUUAUGUUUAAAUUAUAGAAAAUUAAGUAAAACAGAAAAGAAAAUAAUAUAAAGUAUAAAAUGUCCAUUUUUUAGGCUUUUUUGACUUGCAUAUGGAAUUGCAUUUGUUGCAAGCUUGCAAAUAUGCAAUUGGUAGCCAUAUCAAUGCAAUUGGGUUUGCAAUUGCAAACACCUUAGGGGGGAGGAUAAUUAAGAGGUUUGGCAUGGAAUGGUGAAAAAUAAUUUAUGAUUUCAAUAGCAAUAUUGACUAUAAUUGUUGAGAUAAACUUAUCGAAUUUUAUGUUGAUUGACUAGUCUCAACUUUAAGUAAACCACAUAAAUCGUCAUGUCACUCACUUUUCAAACAAUCUUUCGAUUUUUAUUGUAAGAGCUAAAUGAUAAAUGUGAUUAUGAAGUAAUUCUAAAAAAGAAAACAUUUCGGAAAAUUUUGCAAAUAAAUUCUUGUUGUCUAAAGAAAACAUCUAAACAGGCGAAAAGAAAUAACCAGUCGAUAAACUCAAGGAAACUACUUAUUUUAUGAGCCAAUAAUUAACAUAUCUGAAUUGUAAAUAUAUAAAUUCACUUGAUGUUUGUCUCAAAUGGAUGUUUACGUUUGAUAAGAUAAGAUAACGAAAUGAGUUAGAAUGGUAUUAUUAUCAAAUUGUCAAACAAUGAUAUUAUGAGCAAGUAACUAUCAUUACCAAAUAAGAAUGAAAAUCAAAUUAAUAUAUAUAAAUCUGAAGUUAGGUUACUGUUACCUAAUAAUUUACAAUUUGAUAC